AUGUCGACUGCUAUACCCAUAAAUUCUUUUGUCAUCCAGCUGCAACAACCAAUACCAACAACAGCAGUUGGGACUGAAACGAAUGCUCCUGUGCCCGUUUAUGUCCAACAGAUAUCAGGACUUUCACUUCUUCAUGGAAUUAGGGCAUUUCUAAAAGGCCAACCAAAGGCCCUUGGGACUGUCCAGAUAAUGAUUUGUGUGAUGACUCUUCUGUUUGGCAUUGUGUCCACAAUUCAUGCAGAAUCCUUCUUUGUCAUUAUUGGUUUUCCUUACUGGGGAUCCAUCAUUUACAUCAUUGCAGGCUCAAUCUCCAUCGCUGCGGAAAACAAAGUUAAUUCACCCUCCAAUAACUGUUUGGUGAACGGUUCACUUGGACUAAACAUCAUCAGUACUAUAGCCGCAGGCAUUGCCCUUAUUUUUGUUUCACUGGAUUUGGCAAGAGGACCAAUCCGCAAUUACCAGUACACUUACUGCAACAAUUCUAUAUGUUAUGAUAAUGAAAAGUAUAAGACUCUCUUUAAGGGGAUCAGUGGUGUGUUACUCUUAUUCACCUUACUUCAGUUUAUCAUCUCCAUCUGUCUGUCAGCGUUUGCUUGUAAAGUCUCCUGUUGCCCUCCUGAGGCUUGUAACGUAUGA
Carassius auratus (goldfish) is the source of this 636-nucleotide messenger RNA. RefSeq names its product membrane-spanning 4-domains subfamily A member 4A-like. The record is from RefSeq and is a predicted model, not a curated record. Gene Ontology annotation, cellular component: membrane. The transcript has 6 exons. NCBI's taxonomy places the organism in Eukaryota, Metazoa, Chordata, Actinopteri, Cypriniformes, Cyprinidae. The coding region runs from base 1 to 636 and encodes 211 amino acids.